GUUUUGCUUCCUACAAACAACGAACCUUUAAUUAAUACACAAUUCCUCAAUUCACUCUCGCGAUCGUCAACAUGGUGUUUGCGUGGAAAGCCGCUGGUCUCAGCUACAACCGCUACCUCGCCGUCGCAUCCCGCGUCGUGCGCCGAAGUCUAAAGGAUGACAAGAGAUUGAUUGCCGAACGCCGAGGAGGGAUGGAGCUACGAUUUGCCAAGUGGGAGAACGGCAAGAUGGGCGAGCCGAGACCUCUAGCUGAAGCCAAUGCCGCCGCUGCUGCUUCGUCCGCCUCCAGUGGUUCUACGUAACCUGUUCCACAUGCACUAUGUAAUAAGCGCUUGGAGGUGAGGAGGACCAUAACUCCGGGCAAUCGGAUGCGGAUACGGAUGUGGGAUAGGGAAUGGAUACCUAGACAAAAUUGAGGACUUGUGCACUAUCCAUCCUACUACCUCGCGUGUACAGCUAUAUAAAAUAAAAGAAAUAAAACGUUUCCCCCAACAAACCAUAUUAAUUCGCUUUAUAGAGUUGCGCUUACAGCUCUCGUUCUAUUGUCCCAUAUCCCAUAUCCCAUAUCAUCUCAACAGUAAAAAGGUGGGUAGGUACUUUAGGUUGUGUAGGUAACAAGGCACAAGGAAUAAGACUAGAAGCAUAAAAUAUAUAAAAUAUAUCAAAAUCAAAAAAGGACAUCACGUCUAGUGGUCUACUACCCUAUGUAGUAUUAGUAAGUCUAUAUUUAUCGGACAAAUCAAUUGAUUAG
Hypoxylon fragiforme is the source of this 751-nucleotide messenger RNA. RefSeq names its product mitochondrial ATP synthase epsilon chain-domain-containing protein. NCBI's taxonomy places the organism in Eukaryota, Fungi, Ascomycota, Sordariomycetes, Xylariales, Hypoxylaceae. The coding region runs from base 72 to 302 and encodes 76 amino acids. Gene Ontology annotation, biological process: proton motive force-driven mitochondrial ATP synthesis. Gene Ontology annotation, cellular component: mitochondrial inner membrane. The transcript has 3 exons. Gene Ontology annotation, molecular function: proton-transporting ATP synthase activity, rotational mechanism. The record is from RefSeq and is a predicted model, not a curated record.